AUGGAGGUCCUCAAUGCAGCACGAGUGAGCCCUGUCUCGCUCCACAAGCCUCCGGUCUCGGCUCCCGAGAGGAGGCUGGAGCCGAAGAAGAUUCUUCCGUUCAAAUUACCUCACAGGGUUUUGUUCUCGGAAUUGGAGUCUUCUGUUGCAAGUAAGGCUAUCGGCGGAGGUUUGGGGCUGAUGAGCUCCGUUCUUAGCAGCGUGGGGUCCGCGAGGGGCCUGACGUACGAAGAAGCUCUGGGACAGUCGGUCCGGUCCCCCAGCUUCGGGGAUGUUCCCGACGUUGACAUCGGCAAGAUCCUCGAUGGAAUCAUCAGCUUUGGAUCCGAGAAUCCCCUGCUCCUCGGCGGGGGAGCACUUGCCCUAGCAGUUCCUUUGGUUUUGUCCCAAGUUUUCAAGUCGAGCCCGAAGGCAUGGGGCGUUGACAGUGCGAGGUCUGCGUUCUCGAAACUAUCAGAAGAUGCUGGUGCUCAGUUGCUUGACAUAAGGGGAGCCAAAGAUUUCAAGGAGGUGGGAGCCCCGGAUAUCCGGAGCCUCAAGAAGAAGGCGGUCUCAAUCGUAUACACAGGUGAUGACAAGCCAAGCUUCUUGAAGAAGCUGUCCCUAAAAUUCAAGGACCCUGAGAACACUACAUUGUUCAUUCUUGACAAGUAAGUCUCUGGGCAUGCUUUUUUCUUUUGCAUGUAUUUUAGAGAAUAUUUGCUUGCAUUAAAUCUAGUUAUUUUGUGAUUUUGGAAUAUGUUCUUAUCCUCAUAGGUCGGAUCAUGUUUCUACUACAGACAUAAUACAAAUUAUAGUUUAUGUUGUUUCCCCAGCUUCACUCAUAUGAACUUAGAUUAAUUUGGGUUUCUAAGUGCCCUAUUUGAAUGAUAGUGCUCCAAAUUCUUCAGCGAAAUUAAUCAAUAAGAUGAAUACUUAAAGACGAUUGGGGAAUGCCAGUUCCAACAUUUACCUUUUGAUAUUUUGUAUUAUUCUUAUGCUAGAGGCAGAUGAAUUUGCCCGGAGUAAACAGGCUGAAAAUCUGAUGGGGCAGGCAGAUGCCAUAAGCACAUGCACCGAAAAAGUGUCAACAGAAAAUAUUUUCUGGGAUAUGCAGCUGCUCUAAGCAUAAGAAUUUAAAGUUUGUCCGGCACAUAGAAACAACGUUCCUUUUUCUCAUUUAGAAUGCAUUUUUUUGUUCUUGUACAUUCUUCUGUAAUCUUGAAUCUGCAAAUUAGUUGACUUUUAUAAUUAACGGCGCUGAAUACUUUCAAAAGUCAGAUUUGAUGGCAACUCCGAAUUUGUCGCGGAAUUGGUUACAGCCAAUGGCUUUAAGGCUGCUUUUGCUAUAAAAGAUGGUGCUGAAGGUCCUCGAGGAUGGGUGGUCUGUGACUUUUCAUGGAUUGCGCAUUUAUUCAUUCUUUACAAUAUCAUUUAUCAACGGAAAAUCUUAGUUGUGGAUAUUUUUUAUGAAUUGCAGAAAAGUGGACUUCCGUGGUUGGCACCCAGUAAAAGUGUUGAUUUUGGCGAUUUGAAGGAAGCAAUUAGCAGUGCACUUGGGGUAUGACAUUAUCUCUUUUUUAGCCGAUUUUUUUCAUACUUAAAAGUUGCAACACCUGAGUCGCGUCAGAACUGGAUCAUGCAUACAUUGAAAUGGAGAGGAAGCGAGGAAUUAUUUUUAAGCAGAAACAUGUGUGAUAAUAUUUUUUUGGAAUAUUCUCCGACUUUACUAGAUAAAAUUGGGAAGUAGAUAUCAUCUCCAGUCUAAUGAUUCACGGAGCAUAUAGAAUAAAUCAACUUCGUUUUCUCCUAAGGUUUCCAAGGCAUGAUUUUAGUCUCAUGCGAGCUAGUGGGUUUGUUCCCUAGAAAAGUUAUGAGACUCUUUUAAAUUUAUGAGUAACUUACUCUUUCAGUGUUUGAGUUGAUCAUAAGUUUAUAUCCGAUGAUAUGAGGGUCUUCUUACAUUUGAUUUCGUGUUGUUUUGUAAUUGUGAAGAGGGGGAGAGGCCUGCGCACAUUGGAAUUUUAUAGAUUCAAGUUCUUCUUUAUUAGAUAGGACUCAAAAUGUCAGAAUUUCACCAUAAAAAAGAAUCACCUCUGCUCUGAGGCGGCAUGUGUUCGUCUAGCUGGCAAGAAUGAUUGCUAGGAAUCUCUGAACAGUAGAACACCAAUGGUUUGGAAAUAAAAUCAGCCCCCUUUCUUUUAGGAUGUGAGUCAAGUCAAAUUUCACAUGCUACUAUAACAUGAGACAGAAAGCCUCCAACAUCAUUAUCCAAGUCAUAAUUCGUUCGAUGUUCAGAAGCAUUUGGUAAUUUAAUCGUAACAACUAUAUGCAGGACAGCGCUGAAGGGUUACCUGUUACUCUUGGAUUAGCUGCUGCCACUGGCUUAGGAUUUUUGGCUUUUUCAGAGGUGGGUUUGUUGUGAUUUUAUUUAAAUAUAUUUUACUUUUGAAAAAUACGUUUUUGCAACUUGAAAUGUAUUGACCCUGUACAUUUGACCUUCCAGAUAGAGACAGUUCUCCAGCUUCUGGGUUCUGCUGCGCUUAUUCAGUUCACCACAAAGAAGCUCUUAUUUGCAGAAGUUAGUGUUUCUUCCAUAUAAAAAAUUCCCACUCUGUUUAUAACUAUUUGCAGGUGUAAUUUCUCAUUUUCUUUGUUUACUAUCUGACAGGAUCGGAAGGUUACCCUUCAGCAAAUUGACGAGUUCUUGAACACCAAAGUAGCUCCCAAAGAGCUUGUUGAUGAGAUAAAGGUACACUCAAAUUCUAGCAAACGAUAUUCACAUUUUUUUUUUAAAGCAGAAAUGUAUAAAACAAAAAGGUAGUCUGAAUUGUUUAUUCGAUACUGAGUAAUUUCAAUAAUCCGUAGAUGAGCACUUUAGUGAAUCAAAACCGAAUGAACUAGUCUGAAUGAUUGCCCUCAGAGAACUAGUGCACUAGUUUUCCACCAUAUUGAAUCCAUUAUAUAAAUAAGUUUGUUGGUAGGGAAUGCCACAGGGUCCCAAAUACCUGUCACAGGAAGCUUAAAAGGGAUAUGAAUGAAAACCUUCACCUUGCCUAACGUGAAAACCGCGAACUUGAUCGAAAGCAUAUGCUUCUGAAAGGUCCGUGCUUUUCUUUUUUUGACGGAACUAAACCAAGUACGUGCUAUCUCAACAAUAGAAUGCUUCAUGCAUUUUCUCUAUCCAUUCUUCUCAUCGCUCUUUUGUUUACUCCAAAAUUGGCCAAAACAAGCAAUCCCCUGUAAGCCUGUGGUUUCUAUCGAUGCCCAUUAUUUCUCUAAUUGUCACCCGAGGUAGUAAGACGAGGAGCUGGUCAUGGGUUGUAGUCUUAAAGCAAAUCAAGUAGAGGAAGGGCACCAACCCCAUCAACGUGGUCACACGUUUAAUAUUUUUGCUUGCAUUUAAUAAUUUCGGAUUGUAUUUUUCUGGUUCCCUGUGAUGCCAUUUUUCCAGCUAUCUUGAAUGAAUUGGAUCCUUUCAUUCGUUUUUCUUUCGCCUUUCUUCAACUUAGACUAAGAUGAAGUCUUGAAGCCGUUCAUUGGAAUCUCAGAUGAUUGGGAAGGCUCUUCUUCCGGCCUCAACAGCUGCAAGAGCUAGUUUGCCUGCUCCGGUGCAGCCCAGCACAGAUACUCCACCUGCUCCCUCUGCAGAAAAGGUUGAGAGUGUUCCUGAAGCGCCACCCAAAGAACCCGAAGCAACUGUUCUGAAGGCAGAGACAGCUGCUGAGCCUCCCCAAGAAGUCAACUCUGUUCCUGACGCGGAAGUCAAAGCAGAAUCAGUGUCUGGGCUUACUAGAUCACUCUCUCCCUAUCCAUACGUGAGUCUUGAUCCUUAUCAUCCUUCUUUUGUCCUCAGCAUUCACAUUUUCACUCUCUCUCUUAACCAUAUAUGGUACUUAAUUUCAUCUCUUAUUUAUCCCUCAUAUCUUCCAAAUCAUGUGGGAAUUUUGUAAUGGAAAUACUUCCCUGUUCGCUCUUUGCGCAUUGCAUGCUCAUUUUUUGUUCUCCUUCUCUCGUUUUUGCAGUAUCCAGACUUCAAGCCUCCAUCCUCACCUUGCCCUUCGCAACCAUAG
This is a messenger RNA of Spirodela intermedia, 4052 nucleotides long. Lineage: Eukaryota; Viridiplantae; Streptophyta; Magnoliopsida; Alismatales; Araceae. The record is from the annotation of a GenBank genome assembly.